AUGUUAUUUGGACUCGGAUGUGAAGCGGCAACACUGGGAAGUGACGUGGGCGCGAGUCUCGCCCGUUUCCAUGGGGAUGCGGGUGGACGUGGUCGGCUGAGGAUCGCCCGAGGAUCGCCCGAGGAUCGUCCGAGGAUCGUCGGAGAUGCCGCCCACAGCCGAGGUGAUUGUGCGGAAGCGGAGCUGCAAGCGGAGGAGAGGAACACGAUCCUGUUCAGCGCGAUGAAGAACGAGGCCGUGCGGAUCCCGGACCAGUACAAGUCGCUGCAGCGGAAGCUCAAGAACAACUGGAAGGUGUACAGGUGAGCGGGGGAG
This is a messenger RNA of Darwinula stevensoni, 315 nucleotides long. The record is from the annotation of a GenBank genome assembly. Lineage: Eukaryota; Metazoa; Arthropoda; Ostracoda; Podocopida; Darwinulidae.